UUGUAUGAGACUUCACAGCGCAUGGUGCGAACGUUACUAAUCGUCCUGUAGCUACCAGGAAGUAAAUAAGUCGUGUGUCACGGACAAUGGUGGCAGAUCCCUUUCCCUUGAACUGCCUGCUGCCGUCAGUUGAUAGCUCCUACUACACUAGCCCCCGACUAGAUCUACUCUUGAAUGCUACACUCCGCUAUUCCUCUUCUCUACACGAUCGUCCCGACUACUCAAUCGGGUGGCAAGAUUGGGCAACGAUUGGCAGCAUGCUCCAUGGUGCAGCAGUCACUCGAUCCAGCCUUCGCCAUCCUAGGGUUUUGGUGUGUGUCUGUGCUCAGGUCCAACGAGGCCAAUGCAAGGCUCUCCCACGUCUGGGGCAUGUCGGUGUCGCUCCGAGAUGCCCGGAACCCGGCCACUGGAUUUACAGGUACCGAGCCGUGUCUGUUGGCGCCUUUGCCGCGCUACGUAUCCGUAUCUACCCGAGAGGGCGUGUUGCUCAGGCGAGCCCCUGCCAAGCGACGAACCAGACCUACUUGCUGUCCUACAACCUGUGAUGCCCACGGAAGGAGCAAGUCCAACCCAGCCUUUACCGUUCACGCCAGUAUAACCCCCGCGCAACCAAAGGGAAGCUGAAGAUCGCCACCUCCAGUAUACGGAUGAGAACUACAAACUGACUCCGUUGUGGGUUUUUAUUUCGCUCGCUGUCCUGAGU
This is a messenger RNA of Canariomyces notabilis, 703 nucleotides long. RefSeq lists its product as uncharacterized. Lineage: Eukaryota; Fungi; Ascomycota; Sordariomycetes; Sordariales; Chaetomiaceae. The coding region runs from base 87 to 545 and encodes 152 amino acids. The transcript has a single exon. The record is from RefSeq and is a predicted model, not a curated record.